This is a messenger RNA of Ambispora leptoticha, 258 nucleotides long. The record is from the annotation of a GenBank genome assembly. NCBI's taxonomy places the organism in Eukaryota, Fungi, Glomeromycota, Glomeromycetes, Archaeosporales, Ambisporaceae.
AUGGAGAUACAACGUUUUUUACAUCGAUAUAUGUGGAAAAAGGAUUUUUCCUCCCCCAUAGAAGAAAUUUUAAAUACGGGCGCUAAAGUUUUGGAUAUUGGCUGCGGUGAAGGCACAUGGUUAUCGCAAAUGGCAACAGAAUUUCCAAGAUCAAAUUUCUUAGGAUUAGAUAUAUCUGCUAUUGAUUCAACAAAAUUUUAUCCAGGAAAUCUGUCAUUUAUACAGAACAAUGUUCUCGAUGGGGUUCCUUUCGGUUAG